GCUGAAUUAUUUUUUCCUCACUUGCUGUCUCUGUGUAAAAACUGACAGUAGGAGAGACUGAGUGGUACAGUGGUACUUCUUGGCGCAGGUGUAGUUUUGUUCCAGGGGCGGGCAAGAUGUCGGAGGACGAUAUAACCCGCUCAGCUGUUACAAUCUCAACUGUUACAAUAGAAUAUGAAAAUCUGUGAUGCAAAAGGUGCAUGGCCUAGCCUACUCCCACGGCAUUGCGCAUGACAAGUUCAGGAGUCCCAAACCGCAGUAGAAUCUGGCGAAAUUUGUAAUGCAGAAAGUGGAACGCAGUGCGGGUCUGUCAUGCUCAUCAUGCAACACAAAAUCCAGAUUCUAUUGUAACAUUUGAGAUUGUAACGUUUGAGCGGGUCAUAGACGAAAAGCCGACUGCGGACGCCAACCCGGCCGAAGACAAGCCCUUAGAAAAGGUAUCAAAUGAAAAAAUGUCUGGGUCUGGAAGAAUGCGCGAUUUGUCAUGCUGCUUUUCCAUGACCCAUGAGGUCUGGAAUGCAGGACCUAGCAUGACAGAUUGAGACUCUGCGAGACCUUUCUAAUGCCUAUCCUGCAUGAGAAACUACCUCCCGACUUGGUCAAAAUUGGACGACUUUUGGUAAUCAUGCAGCACAGAUUUUUGCAUGCUGCAGAUUUAGCAUAACAAGUUGCAAUCUUCCAGACCCAGACACUUUUACAUUUGAUAAAAGGGCGGGGAAAACGACUGCUCCAACGGGCCGGUGAAAAACCGAGGAUGCACGGAUAUCUUCUGUCUCAUCGCCUUCGCGGCGCACUGGGUACUAAGGGAGGUGGUCACGCAUUGAUUUUCUAGGUGAACAAUUAUCAACACGCAUUUGCAAGAAGACGCUUCCAAUAUUUCCUUAUCGGGCGCCGGAAAGGCGAUGCGCAUGUGGCAUGCAUUUCAAAAAUUUACACCUCCAGGUGGUUUUCAUCAUCAUCAUGGGGAUUGCCAUCGGCGGUGACGGGGAUCCGGUCCGGUUGACUGCUCCGCGCGAUUGGAAGGGCGGUUUUUGCGGCUCGAACGGGAAUUUCAAUCCUUGGAACGCCCAAGCAGACGGGCCAGGCUGGGCGCUUGAAGGAUAUGAGAAGCAGUUUUUUGCGAUGAACGCUCAGGCCAUGAUGGACUUCGUCGGGGCGGGAAACUAUAUUUGUAACCAGGGCACAAAAAUUGCGUACGCGACCACGUACGGUAUCGCUCUGCUGCGUUAAAGAUGUCGACGACAAAGAGCGGCUUCCUCCUAUGAUUUUCUGGUGAUCAACAUCGGGAAUGAUGUGUUUAUAGAAAAUUUCUGCUGGCACACGACCAGGCAAUCUGAUAGACUUUUGCACUUAAGGUAUCCCCAGUAGCGCCGCCUACACCAGCGCUAUGGCGGAUGCAACCGCUAUGUGCGCGGGCGCGAGCGGGGACGAUCCGGCAGCCAAAAUGACCGCACUCGCAAGCGGAGAUCCGAGCAUGCUGACCAGCGGGAGCCCCAGUAUGUUGCAGCAGCUGGGAACCUUUUUUACGGCUUCUUGCGCGACUUCUUGUGAGGCCGUGACCGCGUUUGCGCUCGGGGCGAAAGCGACCGCCGGGGCAGUCGGCUCGAAUUCGACGAGCGGAGCCGCGCGAACGUACCAGUACCACCCGGCACCGACCACUUCCUGGUAAGAAAGUAGCAUGUUCUUAGAGAUAAAAUUUUUGGCGAGAGAUUUCGGACAAGCACUGCACCACGACAUGAUUCCCUUGGUCGUCCGUGGCUGCCAAGGGACCGCGAGAGGAAUGACCCCGUCCUAUAAUCGUACUUACUUCACUGCAUGCAAAGAACAAGGCGCUGCCGGUGCAUAAAAAUCCAAAUCCAACCACUCGUGGUAAUCAUGAGGUAUCCGAUUGUUGCGCGAUUGUGGGCCCAAAACGCGAUGCCCUCGGUGUUGGCGGACAUGCUGAGCUACCAGGCUUUGCCGCUUUCCGUCUGCAACGAUGCGCCGCAGUACUGCGUGCCCUACCCCGGGCUGGAAUUUUCGGCGAUCGGCAACAUGUGCGUGAUGAAGAUGGGCGCUGCGGCCGCCGCGGCACUGGGCAACGCGGCUGCGAGUGCGGCCUCCUCCAUGUCGGAAUCGUCGGCCAUGGGCGACGUCACCGCCGAUUUCGGAACCAUGAUCGGAGACAUUUCCACCGCGGCCUGGGCCUUCGUCAUAGUCGGAAUCCUUGCCCUCGUCAUCGGUACUACUUAAGCAGAUUCUGCUCCUACUCUUGUCGGUUAGAUAUGAAGAAAACGCAAUAAACAAGGUCACCGGACUGCUUCGUAGGUCAGUUUCAUGAGCCCCGUUCAGUCUAAUACGCGACCGGUACACUUGUAUUUGUUUGUGGUGCUUGUUUUUACCUUGUAGAAGUCGUGUAACAAAAUGAAUUACAACUCAUAUGGCUCCUAGGUUUCGUCUUCAUGAUCCUGCUCCGGUUCUUCGUUGCGUACAUCGUUUGGGGCGCCAUCGGAUCCGUGUUCGGCUUGCUGCUGGGGGCGGGCAUCUACGGUUUUGCGAUGCAGUCUUGCGAGGACAAAACGAUGAAUGUAGCGGCGGUUGUUACCAACGGAACCGAGACCACUCCCGCCACCACGACCACCGUCGAGGAUUGCGUGACCAAGGACGAAGCAGACCGGGAUUCGUAUUUAACCUUCUUGAUCCGAAAACGGAAAGUAAAAUAGACAAGUACAAGAACACUGGUGCUCAACAGGGUCAGUCUUGUCUUCCAGCGAAACCGACAAUCACAGAGCAGCAUGCUCUUCGUUCUGCUCGAGAAUUUUCACAAACCUGCAGGUACAAAGUGAUGUCCUACAUCUUCCUCGCGCUGGCUGCCCUGUACUUUCUAUUCGUGCUGUGCAUGUGCACGCGAAUCAAGUUGGGGAUCGCCGUCAACAAGGUCGCCGCAAAGUUCGUGUACCAGACCAAGGCCAUCAUUCUGCUGCCGCCCAUCCAGGCGGUGGUCGCGCUGCUGUGGUUUCUGGUGUGGAUGAUUGUGGCCCUGUACGUCCUCUCCAGCAUCGACAACACCGACACCUCCAAGUCCGGACCCUACACCCUCGUUGGCGCAGCGGGCACCAACGACUGCAAAUUUUGGGACUUCGGCUGCACCGACACCCCCGGCGCUUGCAACGAUGAGUGGCCCACGGGGGACUACUUCUACGACGAAGGCGUCGCGAACACCUUCAACUACGCAACCGGAGCGCGAACCCCCGUCGCGAACAGCGUUUGCUCGACCACUGUGAGCGGGGGUACCGUCACCACCACGGACAAGUGCUACCGGUGCACAACCCCGCGGUACGGCUUCGACACGAUGUUCGCCUACGUUUUCUUUUCACUCCUGUGGAACAACGCUCUGAUCGUGGCGCUCGGGCAGUGCACCAUCGCGGGAGCCGUGGCGGUCUGGUAUUUCACCCCCAACGACUCCAAAGGUUACAACGCCGCGGUCCUGCCGUCCCUCAAAAACUGCUUCCGAUACCACUUCGGUAUAAGAAUGAUGUGUCAAGAUGAAAAGGACAUGAACGCUCGGCCGGUUUUUUUCUACGCGUCAGUCUCACUGCUUGUUUCCCUAAUGUUUCCCUUCUAUUGUUAAAAAUUUCAAUUAUGAUUCGCACGUCGAGCAUGAUGCAGUGAAACUAUCCUUCGCCUGAAAACUACAAAUGCAGGCUCUUUGUGCUUCGGGGCGUUCAUUCUCGCUGUGGUGCAGUUCAUCAAGUAUGCGCUGGAGUACGUGAAGCGGAAUGCGCAGGCGCAGAAGAACUACAUCAUGAUGAAGAUUGCCGCGCUUCUGCAGUGCCUGGUGCGGUGCUUCGAGCGGUUCGUGAAGUUUCUGAACAAAAACGCCUACAUCCAGAUCGCGAUUUUGGGGAAGAACUUCUGCCGCAGCGCCUGGGCCGCGUUCUGCCUGAUCCUGCGGAACGCCGCGCGGCUGGGGAUCCUGGCCAUGAUCGGCUCCCUGGUGCGGGCCAUCGGGAUGAUUUUUAUCACGGUCUUCACAACGAUUAUCGGGUACUUCGUGCUGAAUGCCAUGUACGAGGACGACAUUUCCAGUCCGGUUAUGUGCGUGCUGCUCUUCUUCAUGAUCGGGUACGUGGUCUCCCAGCUGUUUAUGGACGUGUUUGGGCUCGCGGUCGACACCACGUUGCAGUGCUUCGUCGCCGACGAGGAGCUCAACGCCAAGGGCGGCAGCGGCGGUGCGCAGUACACCCCGGAGGAACUCAAGGGCUUCCUCAUAUGAGAGUGCACAACUCCCCCUCCCUUUCAUUUGUAUGGCACGAACAGCAACACAAACACCCGCUGAUAUGUGGCCUCCGCAUGACAAAUCUGUGCCCAGAUUGUAGUACUGUUUGAGGUGCGAAAAUUUGGCAUGCAGAUAGUGCCUAAAGGCAGGAUGUGUCAUUGGUGUUUUGCCAAUACAAACGAGGGGGAGGGGGAGUUGUGCACUUGCAUACCUGAAGGACCCCAACCAGAAGGGAAAAAUGUGCUGCUGCAAGUGA
This is a messenger RNA of Amoebophrya sp. A120, 4514 nucleotides long. The record is from the annotation of a GenBank genome assembly. NCBI's taxonomy places the organism in Eukaryota, Dinophyceae, Syndiniales, Amoebophryaceae.